GCCACUUUCCUCGAACUCCGAGGCGUCGUCAUUCUCGGUCUUCCGAAUCCAUCUUGUCUUCUUUGUCAUCAGGCUAACCACUUGCAUUCUUUCAUACUCGUACAUACGAUACUUUCUCUUCCCAAGUGCCAGUGCCAUCAGGGUCCCUGUGCCUGUCCGAGUCCUCCGUGCAAAAACUCUCUCGUUGUGCCUGUCCUGUCCCUUGUCCUCGGCAUUCCCCUGACUAACCCGGAUUCCGGACCAAGUUGCAAGCGCAUGAAUUCCUCGAACUCCGUUUUCUCGUUGUUGGCCCCAACGGUGCGAAAAGAAAAAAGUAGCCGAAAUGCACACGUCGAGUCUCACCAUGGCCCCUACUAUUGCCUGCUAGUUUGGACAGUAAUUAAUUGCCCAGACACCGGCCAUGGUGCUAUUGCGACUACAGGCUUCACUAACAACUUUCCAUCUAGCAUCUUGACUCGUCUGUGGGGUUGCUGCAGCUAUCUCAAAGACGCAUGCUGCAAACUUUGCCCUCCCCCAGCUCCGGAUAUUCUUGGACUGAUCUGGGCCUCGCUUCAAUUGACUCCCAAAAAGCCUACUGGCGCAGAGCUGGUCCCUGGACAACACGGGAAGUGCAUGGAGCUCUAUGCCACCGCAUCUCGCAUCGUCUUAGCCUCAAACACAUGGUGUCUGCCUGUCAGACUUUGCCGCCCAAUCGACCUUCAUAGAAGGGCAUAUUUUCAAUUAGGGCUGACGGGCCACAAUACCCGGAUUCCGUGGUUGUACAGAAAUUAACUCUUACUUGUUUCCCGUUCCCUAAUAAGCACUCCGCUUGUCAACUGCCUGGAUCUACUCCGUAUGGACAGUACAUAAUCGUACACGGGUUGCUCGUACUCGCACUCCGCAACGGACAAUGAGCUGUUCUUCCCCAAAGGCUUUGUCCACUUUCUGCCCCCUGGAUUCCGUUUUGCCUAGUUGCGGUGAUAUCCACCUACGGCUUGCGGCUUGUUCGGUUGUGGCCAUAUUCGGCGCCGAAUUGGCGACUCGUUCUCCAGACUCCAGGCUCGUGGGAUGGCAGCCAAGGAGCCAAUAUUCGCCUAGGCGCGGGUUUCGCUCCAUCGGCCCACACACAAGGAGGAGGAAAACGCAAAAAUAAGUUCAGCUGUGCAUCGUACCUUGGCCCAGGGGAAAUAAACCUUCAAGCCAGACAAGGAAAAACCAUAAAGAGGAAACAUGAAAAAAAAUGUCUGGCUUAUUUCUCACC
Messenger RNA from Trichoderma harzianum CBS 226.95, 1240 nucleotides. RefSeq lists its product as hypothetical. The record is from RefSeq and is a predicted model, not a curated record. Bases 256 to 771 code for a protein of 171 amino acids. NCBI's taxonomy places the organism in Eukaryota, Fungi, Ascomycota, Sordariomycetes, Hypocreales, Hypocreaceae. The transcript has a single exon.